UUCUUUUCGUUCAUUUUUCACUUCACCUCCUCUGUGUCUGGCGUUGUUUUGCUAAAAUAUUGCAAAAUAGAAAAAAGGAGGAAAAUUUUGCCGCAAGUGAGGUGAAAAUCGCUUCAGCUACCCGCUUUCAAUGUAAACAAACGAUGAACUUAGUGUUGAAAUCAUACCUUCCCCAGUUUUAUACCCAAUGACCAGGUGAAGCGGGAGGGAUUGUACCUCCAUCAGCAUCUUCCGCCGCAGUUGCUCCCGCCAGAGCUCCAGCAGAGCCACCAUCACCUCCAACAGCAACAACAGCAGCAACAGCAUGUUGUGGCGGCCCUUGCGGCCCAGCAUCAUAUGGUCAAUGUCCAACUGCCUCCGCAAGAGAUGAUAGUGAAUCUGAAAAAAGAGUUCGAUCCAUACGAUAAGAAUCCCCCUCCGGUAUCGCAGAAUGUGGUGGUUCAGCAGCUCCAGCAACAGCUUAAUAUUCCGCAACUUUUGUCCCAAAACGGUGCCCAGCAGUUGCAACAUCAACAACAGCAGCCGCAGCAGGAUGCGCCAGCCCAACCGCAACCAACCACCGGAGGGAGGAAGAAAAAGAAAGCGAAGGCUGCGAAAACUAUCAUCCUGCCACCACUCCCGGAGGGAUUUAUCAUAAAGAUUAAAGAAGAGUAUAACGAGAAUUAUGUGCGAACUGUUACUAAAAUACCAGAGGAGCAAUUCAUUAGGACAAUCAAGCCACCAGGAAAGAAGGAAAGAAAAUACCACGAUUACAAUGCGGUCAGCGAGUAUCGAUGCGAGAUGUGUGGUAAAUACUUUAAGGACAAGUACAAGCUCAACUAUCACGUUCGGAUCCACAGUCCAGAGCUAUCGCACAGGUAUACUUUUAGGUGCGACGUUUGCGGCAAGGUAUUUGCCCACCAAUCGACUCUGACCAACCACAAGCGUAUUCAUUCAGGUGAACGAGCCUUUAAGUGUCUCACCUGCGGAAAGGCGUUCGUUCAGAGUUCGGCGCUUUCCAACCACACAAAAAUUCACACCGGUGAGCGGCCUCACGAGUGUCUGAUCUGCGGCAUCAGCUUCAUCCAGAAGAUCAACCUGAUCUACCACAUUCGGAUCCACAGCAACGAGCGUCCGUACCGCUGCAACAUUUGCAGCAAGUCCUUCAUCCAGCAAAGCCAUAUCAAGAACCACAUGAAGGUUCACAAGAAAGACAAUCCUCUGGAUUGCAGCAUUUGUGGGAAGAGCUACACAGAUCUGAACGAACUAACAGAACACUAUUCCACCCACACGGUCGAGUUACCAUUUCGCUGCGAGACGUGCGGCAAGUGCUUUGCGCAAGCGAAUCAUCUUAAAAUCCACAAGAAGAACUUCUGCAAUAAGAACUAGGAAAGCAUGCCCAGCGCAGCGAACACGCUGAUUAAAGAAAAAAAAACACUUGAAAAUCAUCAGUACUACUCCCAACCUGCUACUAAUAACAUUAUUAUUACUAUUUAUGACUAUCAGUCAGUUUCCGUUGCAAUCAUCGUAGUUUAUGCUGUUAUGUUGCGAAGCUAGUUUUGCGUAGAGCGAUUUAUAUUACAAUUUAAUUGAACCGAGAUACAAACAGAGACAAACGAGAGAAAGAGAGGGUGGUGCUUCACAAAAUUUGUAUUUCUUUUAUAUAUAUUUUUUUCAUUAUUAAUUGUGAUAGUGAAACGAAACAAUGUUUUCAUUAACUGUUUUAAGAUGAUGUAAAAAACCAGAUUUUAUUCGUUUUUGUUGGCACAAUGAGUCAAUAAAAUGCUGUUCCAAUC
This is a messenger RNA of Toxorhynchites rutilus septentrionalis, 1775 nucleotides long. Its product is annotated as oocyte zinc finger protein XlCOF6.1-like. Gene Ontology annotation, cellular component: nucleus. The record is from RefSeq and is a predicted model, not a curated record. Gene Ontology annotation, molecular function: DNA-binding transcription factor activity, RNA polymerase II-specific; RNA polymerase II cis-regulatory region sequence-specific DNA binding. Gene Ontology annotation, biological process: regulation of transcription by RNA polymerase II. Lineage: Eukaryota; Metazoa; Arthropoda; Insecta; Diptera; Culicidae. The coding region runs from base 337 to 1368 and encodes 343 amino acids. The transcript is spliced from 6 exons.